This is a messenger RNA of Leucoraja erinaceus (little skate), 7201 nucleotides long. It is a transcript of the gene uhmk1, whose product is annotated as U2AF homology motif (UHM) kinase 1. Gene Ontology annotation, molecular function: ribonucleoprotein complex binding; protein serine/threonine kinase activity; ATP binding. The record is from RefSeq and is a predicted model, not a curated record. Gene Ontology annotation, cellular component: nucleus; neuronal ribonucleoprotein granule. Gene Ontology annotation, biological process: peptidyl-serine phosphorylation; positive regulation of translational initiation; regulation of protein export from nucleus. The transcript has 8 exons. NCBI's taxonomy places the organism in Eukaryota, Metazoa, Chordata, Chondrichthyes, Rajiformes, Rajidae. Bases 124 to 1524 code for a protein of 466 amino acids.
GCUACGCUCGGCGGGACGGGCCGAAGCGGUUGCUCGCUCGCACGCACGGACGGACUGACUAGGAUUGGGACGGACACCGACCGACAGAUAGGCCCGCAGGCCAGGCCAGACCAGGCCUUGUGUAUGGUCCGCUUACGGCGCCGGGGCCGGCUGGAGCGGGGUUGCCACCGCCAGCACGCCGCCGCCACCAGUGCCAUGUACGGCGGGUCGAGGCCGCGGCCGAGGCCCAGGCCCAGGUACCGCGGCGGCGGCGGAGGAGGAGGAGGAGGAGGAUGCGGCCCCCGCGGCUGGUACUCGGAGCCGGAGCGGGGACACCCGCCGCCGCUCGGCGUCUUCCAGGCCAACGGGCGGCUGUGGCGGGCCCAGGGCUGCCUGGGCAAGGGCUCGUCCGCCGCUGUGUACGGGGUGAGGUCGGGCACCGCCCGCGCCGCCGUCAAACAGUUCGUGCACGACACCAAGUCUGACUACGGCUUCCUCACCGAGAGCGGCGUGUUGGAGGAGCUGCAGGGACACCGCAACAUCGUGACUUUGUACGGGCGAUUUUCUAACUUCUCCUACACGAACCACCGUUGUAACUGCAUUUUGCUGGAACUGUUGGACGUCAGUGUGUCCGAGCUGCUGCUACACUCGAUCAAUCGAGGGCAUUCAAUGUGGAUGAUCCAGCACUGUGCGCGCGAUGUCCUGAAUGCCCUGGCUUUCAUUCACCACGAGGGCUACGUGCACGCAGAUCUCAAACCCUGCAACAUUCUCUGGAGCGCCGAGGAUGAAUGCUUCAAACUCAUUGACUUUGGGCUUAGCUUCCAGGAGGGAAACCAGGAUGUGAAAUACAUUCAAACGGAUGGUUACAGAGCUCCCGAAGCAGAGUUGCAUAAUAUUCUUGCACAGAUGGGUUUGGAAAGUAAUACAGAAUGCACAACAGCAGUUGAUAUUUGGAGUCUCGGAAUAAUUUUGCUGGAAAUGUACUCAGGAAUUAAACUGAAAGAGACGAUCAGAUCUCCACAAUGGAAGGCCAACAGUUCUGCUGUCAUAGAGUCAAUUUUUGCAAGUAAAGAUAUGGUAUAUUCAGCUAUCCCAGUUUAUCACCUCAGAGAUGUUAUUAAAAGUAUGCUUCAUGAUGACCCUGCACAAAGAAUCACAGCAGACUGUGCUUUAUACAAUCCCUUCUUCAGCAUUCCCUUUGCCCCCCAUAUUGAUGAUUUGGUCAUGCUCCCAACACCCGUUUUGAGACUGCUGAAUGUUAUUGAUCAUAACUAUCUUCAAAGUGAAGAAGAAUAUGAAGAUGCCGUGGAAGAUGUAAGGGAAGAAUGUCAGAAGUUUGGGCCUGUUUUGUCUCUGCUUGUCCCAAAGGAUAACCCUGGCAAAGGCCAGGUUUUUGUUGAAUUCAGAAGCGCUGGGGACUGCAAAAUAGCCCAGCAGAUGCUGACUGGAAGAAUGUUCGAUGGCAAGUUUGUUGUGGCUACGUUCUACCCUCUGUGUGCUUACAAGAGGGGAUACCUGUAUCAUACAGUAGUUACUGAUACCUAAAUUAUAAUGGGGCAUGCUACCUUUUACAAUCACCCAAGUCCUUUUUGAAAUAUUCCUCAAUACAGUAGCAUAAAGGUUACAUGUUUUGCUCUGAUUCCUUUUGUGUGUAAGAUAGCAUUGAUUUAAACAGCUAGUUUAGAGAAAGGGUUUACAAAUUUAGGGAUUCAUGCACUUAAAACUGCCGGCAAGUUAUUAACAAAAUCUAUUUUAUUACUAGAAAUUAUAGCCAACUGCUAUUGUUGAUUUGUAAAGUGCUAAUUUAACAGUUUAGCUGGCAGAGGUAUCAAAAUGCAUUCUUGAUAAUGGGGAGCAUGCUGAUGAAACCUAUUUCAUGGAUUACUAUAUCUUAAUCUAAAUAAAUCACAGAACAUUUUUGUAAAUGAUGGAAUAAAAAAAGUCUCUGUCGGUGAAGUCAUAAAGAUCCUAUUGGAAGCAUUUAGCCAUAGCAACCAUCAGCCGAUCAAAUGCAGAGAACUUGUGAUGGCUUGAUGGACUUUGAUGAGUGCAUAUCAGGAAACCGGAGAAAAUCUACUUUUUACCAUCGCAAGUGGUGCACAGAUUUGAGCACAAUCUUACAACAUUGAACAUUUCAGUAUUUUAGGUAACUAAACUACAAACAACCUUCCCCUUUUUUUUCCCCCUCUUUCCCCGUGUCCCACCUGGAUGCACCCAUUUCUCCCAUUGCUCCCUCCCCUUCCCUUCCUCCUAUACUCCUUACUUUGGCCUCACAAUUCGCAACGCAAUUAGAAAUCCUUUUGUUUUUUCAUAUUUGGCCUUUGUCCAUCUGCCUAUCAAAAUCUCUCUCACAUGUAGCCACCUAUUCCUCACCAGCUUUGUCUUGCUCCUCUCUUCCAGCUUUCUAUCCGCCCCCAUCCCCACCAUAGUCAACCUGAAGAAGGGUCCCAAAUCCAAAACGUCACCAACCCAUGUUCUCCAAAGAUGCUGCCUGACUCACUGAGCUGUUCCAUCACAUUGUGUCAAUUUAUUUCUAAAGAAUUCAUCAAUAGUUCUUUCUUGGCCUUGCUAUAUGAAAUGCUUGAAUGGUAUGUACACGGGUGUGAUGUGUUGCAGGUUUGGGGAGAAACACAAGCAGGUUCUGCACAUCCUUUCUCAGCUUUAGUUUUUUUGGUUCUCCAUGCAUGGGGAAGGCUUGACUGGUGUUGAGAGGCCUUGAGUACCGUGCCAUACAAGGACUGAACGAAGGACAAGUGAUUUAAUAGGUGAGACGCAACAAGUGUGCGGAUAAUUGAUGCCAGGCUGUCUGGCAGGACAGGGGAAGGAACCAGCAGAGUGCCGGACACACUGGACAUCUUUUUCCAGUACAUCUUUUUUAUCCCCAGCAAUAAAUCAGUGCUUCCAAAAGAGUGGGCCAUUUGCGAUCAUUGUUAGUCCAAAAAAACAAAUAGACUGCUGGUAUUCUUAGAUCACUUGAGUCUGAUUAUUUGAAAAGGAAAUACUGCUUAAAUUAUUCUAAUAAGCAAAUUUAGGUACAUUUAGUGGCAGAGUGGUACAAGAAAAUGCAUUUGUACAUAUAUGUUAGAAUCAGUGAAUGCAAUUGACUGGAAAAUCAACAUACAACAAAAAACAAAAGUAAUCAUACGUUAAACAAAAACUUCAAUUUAACUGUCACAGCACUGUUGUCUAUUUAAAAAAAUAUAUAGCUGACAUUUUGAUGUGGCAAUAUUGAAGACAUUUUAGGAAAGAUUUUUUCCACAUGGCCUUUUACAGGGUCAUCCAUCCAUUGAUCUGCAGAAACAGCUUAGAUUAUUAUAGCAGUCGACAAUAACCACAUCACUAUCACAAUGUCCCCGGCAGCUGUAAAGUAUUGCUGCGUUUAUGUUUUCUACUUGGCUGCAUUAUUCCUAAAAAUAAUCGAAUUACUGAGAUGCAGUAUAUUUCACAGAGUUGCUGAAUAUUAGCUAAUGACCAAAGACAACUUUCUAAAAUGGAGCAAAUGCAGAACAAGAGUAUAGAACCAAUUAACGGAAGCAUGGUGAUCAAGUCAGACUAAAAAACAAUCUCUGUUGGCUUAAAAAUCUUUAAAUUGUUUCUUUAGGGGUUUUCACUCGGGUACAAAAGACAAUUACAAAAAUAUUUUUAACGAAUUAACACACUUUAGUUGUACUCUACAAUCUCAAAUCACUAAAUUAAUGAACUAGCAAUUUAUCUGUGUAUUAAUGACAUUUACCAUCAGAACUCUGAAUUUAAAUGUAACUAAAUUACAUUGGUCAAAAGGAAACUCCUUUAUUUAUUCCAAGAUAUUUUAAGUUAAACCAUUUAAAAACCUGUAGUUCCCAAAGCGUAGUAAAGGAAAGGAAAGCUUCCUGAACUCUCCCAACAUUAGGAGUGUAUGCUUCCUCCAUUGUAUUCUAACAUGGAUGCACAUUUUGGUUCUAUCGAGUACAUCUACCCCUAAUUUUAUACAGAUAUCAUCUAAACUGCUCAGCUCUUGCAUUUAUUCGACAAAAGUGAGGUCUCGCAUCUUCCAGUUUCCAGUGAACUUCAAGACUAUUUAUUGGUUUAUAUCAAUGCUUAGACUCUGCCUACUAGCCAAUGGCACCUACAAAAUGGGAUACUUCUCAUGCUGAUCGUUUAUUUUGGUUAAAAUUAAUAGAUUUAAAUGAUAUAGGAUUAUUUAAAUGUUAAAAUAUUUAAGAGUCCAUUUGGAAUGGUUGCAUCUUCAAGCAUUGUGUGUUUCAAUCGUCAUUAGCUUAUGUAACUUUUCAGUAUUUUCAGAAACAAUUUAAAGAUAAAACAAAUGUUAAAAACCCCCCAUUUAAACAAGUAACUCUACAUUUCUCAUUAGCAUGACAGUAAUGUUAAAAGCGAUGAAUUCACAUCAGCUCUGAUCUCUUCUGGACAAUUGUGGAGAAGAAUUUCACCAGUACAUAUUGACGAUUCUUAUCAUACAAGGCCUAGUUUUUUUUAAAAAAAGUAUACUUUUCUGCAGUUUAGAAAAAUCACGCCUUUUUGAACGGAAUUCUGAAAGCAAAACUCUAUCUCCAGACCACAUCCCAGAACAAGAGAUUAGACAGAGUUGGUUUCAUCUUGGCGUUGCUGAUUCUGAAUGAGAGAGAAACUAUGCGGUAUUAACUCCAUUUAGCUCAUUCUGCUCCCUUCACUUUGGAGUUCUGCCCACUCGUUGAAUUGGUUCCGUGUAAAUUCAUGUCCAUGUAGAGCAAAAUAAUAUCAAAACAUAUUUUACAUGUGUCCAAAGAGAUUUUUUUCUCAGUGUAUUUCUGCAGACCGUUGACAUUGGUGCUUGGCAUUUAAAUGCUCCAGGCGUAGCGGUUUCCUUUCCACUGCUGAGCUCUACGGAGUUCAUUUAACUCAGGAUACAUUCUUGAUUGGAUCAGUCUUGCUUCAUGGAUGCAAAAUAAAUACCAUACAUUUUUAGAGGCUUGGAUGAAAUGCUGAUUUAAUCACUAUUUACCAUUUGCUAAAUUAUAAACCAGAUUACUUUAAUCCAGCAGCCCACCCGCCGUAAAAGAUUCCACUUAAGCGUGCAACAGUCACAAUUUGCACCGCAAUCCUGGGAGGGUACCAUUUUAUCGUCAUAACUUCCUGAGUUUUAUUUUAGGAAAUGCAACAGCUAGGCAACAUCAAGCUAGAGAUAGAAUGACAGACCAUCUGCUGUACAGAUUAAAAUAGCCACGAGUCCGCUGUACUAUGGGCACCAGGGCAGCUUCAUAUUUCACGUCUCUUCUCUCCAAAUCUCCUCAUCUCACAGUUUAUGUCUUUCCAUCUCUGGCCUUUGUCUAACCGCCUUCCAAUCGAGCCUCCCUUCCUUACCUGUAUCCACCUGCAAGAUCCACUCAGUUGUUCCAAGUGUCCUUUGGUGUAAACCAGCAUCUGCAGUUCCUUAUUUCGCCACCUAUCACUUGCCAGGCUUUGUCCCGACCCCACCUCUCUCUUCCAGGUUCCCCCCCCCCCACUAUAAUCAGUCUGAAGAAGAGCCCAGACCUGAAAUGUCCAAUAUCCAUGUACUCCAGAGCUGCUACCCCACCUGCCUAGUUACUCCACCACUUUGUGUCUUUUACUUUGCAAACCAGCAAUCUGCAGCCCCUUGAAUCUCAGUUUUACUGCUCUACUAUUAUAAUCAGUUUCUUUUGCAAAAAUUAUUUGAUGAGAUUAGUGUAUGUCAUUCUCAAGACACGCCAGUUGAUAUUGUGCUGAUUAUUUUUUGAAGAGUACGUAAGACUAAGACGUAAAACCCUUUCAGCCCGUUGAGUACUGCACACUUGAAUCAUGGCUGAUCUAUCCCUCUCAAUCCCAUUCUCCUGCCAUCUCCCCAUAACCCUUGCAUGGUUGGGACCUCAAAUCCAACAGCCAGUGUAUUUUAUGUCCUGGCGGUCGUGAACAAUGUGUGUAUUCUGCAAAGAGAAUGCAUGCUUGUCCCACUCUUGGUCUGUGUGCUACCCUAGCAGAAGACUUGAAUCAAAUGAAACUAAACUUGCCGUCUUAAAACAUUAGCCACAUUUCACAAUCGGGAGUGAUAAUAUCUGCCUUCCCUUGGAUAACUUGAGGUGUGGAAUCCAGUUCUUUGAUAAAUUACAAGGGAAGGGGAUGGGAUGAAAUUUUCAUGGUGUGUGUGUGUGUGUGUGUGUCGAGGACCAUUUCAAAAAGACAGUGUAAGGUACCUAGAUGGACACAAAAUGCUGGGAGUAACUCAGCGGGCCAGGCAGCAUCUCUGGAGAGAGGGAAUAGGUGAUGUUUCGGGUUGAGACCCUUGUCUGAAGAAGGUUCACGACCCGAAACGUCACCCAUUCCUUCCCUCCAGAGAUGCUGCCUGUCCCGCUGAGUCAAUCCAGCAUUUGGUGUCUAUCUUCAGUGUAAAUCAGCAUCUGCAGUUUCUUCCUACAGUGUAGGAUCCUACUUGUUCACCUUUCAAGUUCUAUUGACAUGUUCUUUUUUUUUUUAAUUGUGCACCUUGAAGUCUGAUGCGAUUGCCAGAAUUUCACGCAGUUGAUUUUGAAUACGUUUUAUGUCUUUGAUCUCGUUGCCAUCUCUGAAUAAACCUUGUUAUUCAAAAGGAUUAAAAGCAGCCAUGUAUUGAGAUUCUAGAGCCGAUCAUUGUUCAUCGGGAAUGAUUCCAAUAGAUUUUUUUUUUUUUAAACGAAGUAUUGAAACAGGAUCAUUUCCAAAACAUCUCUCAGGGUCAGUCCUCUGGAACAUACCCACCCCUCAAAUGCACAAUCGCGGGUCGUACAGUUCGGCCCAACUCGUCCAUGCCAGCCAAGGUGCCCAGUCUACGCUAGUCCCAUUUUGUUUAGUCGUGGGCAAAACCCUUGUGAUUGAGCAAAGGUAAUUCCAGUGAGUAUUUUGCGUUUUUUAAAGUCUGACAUAUGCUGUUCGGAUAUGGAUAACACCAUUUUAGUAUAGGAUUCGAGCGACGAUUUAGUUCAGUUUCCAUGUCAGAUCACGGUAUUCAGAAUGCAUUCUGUAUGGCUUGUGCAAGUUGUAACCACUCACAUUGUUACUGCGUUUCUUUUUAUAUGCCAUUUUCAACUUUCACUGUGUCUGAUUUGAUCUUGUUCAAGUCAGUUCAACCAUGACAUGGCCGAUGGAAUGAAUUUAUGCAUAAAACAGAAAAGAAAUUGUUGUUUUUUAUUGAACCGUUCUGUUGUCAAAAUAUUAUAAACUUUUAUACACUAGUAAAUGUUGAUUCUGGAUAUAA